Molecule: messenger RNA, 2829 nt
Organism: Penicillium waksmanii
Lineage: Eukaryota; Fungi; Ascomycota; Eurotiomycetes; Eurotiales; Aspergillaceae
Exons: 2
Coding region: 1-2829 (942 amino acids)
Molecular function (GO): protein binding
Source: RefSeq, a predicted model, not a curated record
AUGGAACGUCGACGUGUCAAGUGCAGGCCACUGGCCACCGUUCUCUUACUAGCUCUCCUCGAUUCCGCUACUGCUAUCCCAUAUACUCCAUCGUCGAUAUUCCUAUCCCCGCAGCACAAUGACUCGCUUGCCUAUAUCUUACGCCCCGACUCCGAUGCGGGCAAGACGCAGUUCCUCUCCCUCAACAUCUCGGAUGUCGAUACGACCAGUCCAUCCUUCAGUACCUUGCUCGAACAGACCCCCUUCCAAAGCACGGAACAAAAUUCGGCCUUUGUCCCCGCCAUCGACGACCGGGGAACCAUUACCGUCUAUACUGGAGACUGUCAUAGUUCAGAUCAAAGAUCAUUAUGGCGGUUCAAACCCGACACUGGCAGCUCCAUUGGCAAUGGAACCUGGGAUCAGAUAUCCAUAAGCCCGGACGACAUAAAGACACAGCCGAACUACCUGGCCGCCGGAUUUGCAUUCGCGACGAGCAAUAACAGCGACACUUCGAUGUACUCAUUUGGUGGGAUGUGUCCAUUCUCAAACAGUACGGAUGAAACCUGGAUAUCGGCUGCAAACUACUCCCAAACGAUGGUAACCCUGGCGCCAAAGUCUAAAGGAAGCAAGGAAUAUGAGGCCGCCAUUACUGGAGAUCGAGCUCCCCCCGUACCCGAAGCGGGCAUGGCGGUUGUUCCGCUGGCGCCUUCGUUUUCGCCGACGGAUGUUCAGCGAGACUUUCUGUUCAUUGGUGGACAUACUCGACAGGCCUUUCUCAACAUGUCUCAACUGGCCAUUUUCUCCGUUCCCCAGGAGAGCUGGAGUUUUGUGGACGUGAAUACGGAAAAUAAGCUACGAACCGAGCUCGCGAUUCGCGAUACUGCUAUCGUGGAGCCGCGAUCUGGUCAUGCCGCUGUACUAUCUGAAGAUGAGAACAAGAUUUACGUGAUUGGAGGUUGGGUUGGAGAUACAUCUACACCAGCCGAGCCACAAUUCGCCGUUCUCGAGCUUGGGGCGGGAUAUGGCGGCUCCAACGAAUGGACUUGGAAGAUCCCGUCUUCAACUACUACUUCCGAAGAGCUGGGCAUUGCUGAUGGAGCCGGGUUGUUUGGACACUCUGCAGCUUUACUUCCCGGCAAUGUUCUUAUGAUCGCCGGAGGAUACAGUAUUCCAAAACAAUCCUCCAAGCGUGCAACCUCAUCGCAACACAACUCUCAAAUCUACCUUUACAACGUUACUUCAAGCAGCUGGGUGAAAUCCUACUCAAACCCCUCUACCUCCCAAACAGCUUCAUCAGCUUCACCAGUGAGCUCGAAAUCCCACGGCGGCGGUCUCUCCUCCGGCCAGAAAGCUGGCUUGGGGGUCGGGUUGGGAAUAGGGAUCCCCAUAAUUCUCCUGAUCGCACUCUGUGCUUGGAAAUAUGACCGCAAACGUCGAGUCAAAGGGCAACGAGACUCGCAACUCCGCGAACUCGCCCUGGGAGCCGAAAGAGCUCAUUUCUGGGGCCGCGAUGAUCCCAACCAAGCGAGCAGUAUUCGCAGUUCCCAAAUGAGCGAGAGACACGACAGUGGUGUUGCAUACUCGUGGUCAGGAAAUGAAAGCCUCAGAUCAAAGCCUUCUUGGAAGCCGCGAGAUCAAACCGACGCUACUGCAGAGCAGACUGGUUUGCUUAUGGAUUCCAGUCCAACAAAGAACAACCGCCCGAUAGUCGGUCAACAGCGGCCUUAUAGCAACAACAGAAUGUCCGGGUGGGCACGCCGUCGAAGCGAAGCCGCCAGUGAUAUCCAUCCCAUCGACGAACGGGAAGAAGACGAGGCCAUUUUCCGAGAACGAUUGAUGUCAACGAUCCCUGCUCAGGAGAGGCCGAAGAUACAUGACCCCGACGACCCAUUCUCCGAUACACCCUUCGCUACUCCGCGCAGCACCAUCUUCGGCGUCGGCUUAGGUCCGUUCUAUACCCGACGCAAGGACGGCGCAUCCGUCGACGAUGCAUCAAAGAGCGACCGGACCUCCACGAAUCUAUCAGACUCAUCAAACUUCUCCUUCUCAUCAGCCAAACCCACCGGCCAGGUGAACCAGGCAAGAGGAGUCGUCGUGGACCGCCCUCUAAGCUGGGCAAGCAGUGGCGGACACUCCAUCACAGCAGCUUCAACGCACAGCAGGGAAACGACAAACAGCGACGCCGACGGAAUGACCGCACAAUCUGAAAAGUCCUACUCAGCAGACUCCUACUCAACAGCCCAAAGCACAUUCUCCCACCGCCAAGCAGAAAACGAAUCCCUCCUCAACGACACUCUCGACACCCCCAUAACCCCCGUCGAAUCAUCUCCCUCCAAACUGGGCCCGGCAUUCAAACCUCGCACUUCAGACUGGAUGCUCCAAACAGUCCGUCGAGCGCUGACAAUCACCCGCCGCGGAACAACCAGCCUAGAAGAAGACGAAUCCGCACCCAUAGCGUCUGGCGUCGACCGCCGAAGCACAGUCAUAGUGUCAAAUCCCCAGUCCGGCGGUGCUAACGGAACAAGUACCCCCCCGUCGCACCAACUCUUCCGCCGCAAGCAGGGCGCUAGAGAUUGGAAUGCGAAGAAACGAAUGUCGGAUGGACACUUUGCUGGUCCGCGCUCCACUCGCGAUGAUCUCUACGUCGGUGCUCCGGGGUAUCUCGGUAACGACGAUACCUGUGACGAGGACUGGGAUGUUGAAGGUGCGGCCGAGGAUCGCAAUGUUCAGAUGACAUAUACCGUUCCGCGCGAGAAACUUCGCGUUGUGAAUGGUAAUGCUAGCGACAAUAUCUCCGAGCGCUCUGUUAGUCGGAGUGCUAGUGCUGGCACGCGGAUUAUUAGUCGGUAG